Hibiscus syriacus is the source of this 1691-nucleotide messenger RNA. RefSeq names its product putative leucine-rich repeat receptor-like serine/threonine-protein kinase At2g14440. Bases 85 to 1635 code for a protein of 516 amino acids. Lineage: Eukaryota; Viridiplantae; Streptophyta; Magnoliopsida; Malvales; Malvaceae. Gene Ontology annotation, molecular function: protein binding. The transcript is spliced from 9 exons. The record is from RefSeq and is a predicted model, not a curated record.
AGCAAUUUCUCUUCCAAAUUUCCUUUUCAUUUUGCAUACUUGAUUUCUUUUAGUUUGAAGGGUUUCCUUCACCCCUUCACAAAUAUGUCUCUCUCCAUCUUCCUCCUUUGGAUGGUUAGCAUCCCCCUUCUGGUCCAUUCUGACACUGCUCAACUUAGAGGCCUGUUGAUAAGCUGUGGCUCCUCGCAAAAACAAACGAUGCCAGAUACCAACCUCACAUACAUUCCCGACGACGGCUUCGUAUUUGCAGGAAACAAGACGUCUCUCAACCAGACAGGGUUGCUGCCGAUUCUAUCAACGCUGCGAUAUUUUUCUCAAAGAUGGGCAAGAAAAUUUUGCUACACCUUCCAGGUAGUCAAAGGAGGGAAAUAUCUGGUGAGGACGAUAUACUUUUACGGAGGCUUCGAUGGAGGGAAAGAGCCGCCAGUGUUCGAUCAGAUCAUCGGAGGGACAAAAUGGAGCACGGUGAACACGACUGAGGAUUACGCCAACGGAUUGUCCUCGUAUUAUGAGAUCAUCGUUAGGGCUCAUUUGAAGACGCUGAGUGUUUGUUUUGCGAGAAACAGGCACACGGCGAAGAAUUCCAGUCCCUUUAUAUCCGCCAUUGAAUUGCUUACUCUCGAGGAUUCCAUGUAUAAUGCAACUGAUUUUGAUAGCCUAGCGCUUGUUACUGUUGCAAGGAGUUCGUUCGGAAGUGAAGAUAGCAUCAGCUUUCCAGAUGACCCAUAUUACCGAUUCUGGCAACCAUUCACGGACAAGAACGAGGUCGUUUCAAGCCAAACGAAAGUAACCACUUCAGAGUUUUGGAACAAGCCGCCGGAGGUAAUAUUUACCAAGGCAAUCGCGGCGGGUGCGGGGAAGGAACUCGAAAUCUCAUGGCCGCCGGGAUCACUUCCGGCCACCAAAUACCACAUCUCGUUGUAUUUCCAGGACAAUCGGUCGCCGGGCGACGAUGCAUGGAGAGUGUUCACUGUCGAGAUAAAUGGGAAGGCUUUUUACAACAAUGUAAAGGUGUCGACCGGCGGCGUGAGCAUUUAUUCGCCAGGAUGGCCGCUGUCGGGGCAGACCCAAAUCAGCUUGAGUCCCGACGCUAAAAGCUCCGCUGGGCCGUUGAUCAACGCUGGUGAAAUUUAUCAGAUUUUGCCUUUCGGUAGGAGGACUCUUACGAGAGAAGUGGGGGUAAUGGAGGAGUUGGCAAGAGGUUUUGAUCAUCCACCAGCUGACUGGGCAGGCGAUCCAUGCUUGCCCAAGGACAACUCAUGGACCGGAAUCACUUGUUCUGAAAAAGAUAUGCGCACUAGAAUCAUCUCUGUGGAUCUUAAAAAUGCCGGCGUAGGUGGCAUUCUCACUCCCUCUUUAAACGGUUUAACUGAACUUCACCAUUUGUGGUUAGGGGGGAACAAUAUCUCGGGUUCAAUCCCUGAUUUGAGUUCGUUACAAAUGCUCGAAACUUUGCAUUUGGAGAACAAUAGUUUUACUGGGAAGAUCCCCGAAUCAUUAGGCCGACUUCCCAAUCUCCGUGAAGUACUCCUUCGGGAUAAUAAUCUUGAGGGUUCCAUUCCAAGCAACCUUGUGGACAAGAAGGGCCUAAGACUUGAGGUGACUCCUGGAAAUAAUUUAUCUACGAAUAAUUAGAACGAAAUAAAUAUUUAACAGGGACGAAAGUUCAAGCGCCAAAUGAAUGAUCCAAC